AUGCGGCUUUCACUCAUUUUCAGCGCCAUCGUCGGCAUCGCCAACGCAUCUCCAUCACAAAUAGUCUCACGCGAUUUCGACGCUAUCAAUACCGUGUUGGCCAAUGUUACGGAAAGCGUCAAGGCUUUGUCAAGUGUGGCCGACUCUGGCAACGCAGAUCCAGCCACGCUUCUGAAAGCCUCUGAUCGUAUCGUUCAAUCUAUUCAGGUCGCUACAUCUACUGUCAACGCCACGGGCAACCUCACCUACAUCGAAACCGUUCACCUGAUUGGGCCAGUACACAAAAUGUCAGAGUUGUCAGCAGACCUUGCGAAAAACAUGGUCAAGCUCAAGAGCUCGAUAGAGACGCAGAAGCUUUGCAUGGUUGUUCAAUUACAAGUAGCAAAUAUCAACAAAGGAGCGACUUCCUUGAUCGCAGCCGUCAACAGCAGGGUGCCUUCUGCUGCGCUUGAGAUUUCUGAAGCGCUAUCCGAGGGCAUAACCGACUCUUUGAAGAGCGUCCAAGACGACUUUUCGACCGAAAACUGCGUCAAUGGACGGAACGUGACAACCACCUCUGCCAGCUCACGUCUUGGCUUUGGGCCCUCGAGCGUCUUUUUUUCCCUUGCUCUCGGCCUGGUAGCCACUUUGGCUCUGAUUUAG
Beauveria bassiana ARSEF 2860 is the source of this 642-nucleotide messenger RNA. Its product is annotated as cell wall protein. The coding region runs from base 1 to 642 and encodes 213 amino acids. Gene Ontology annotation, cellular component: extracellular region. Lineage: Eukaryota; Fungi; Ascomycota; Sordariomycetes; Hypocreales; Cordycipitaceae. The transcript has a single exon. The record is from RefSeq and is a predicted model, not a curated record.